Rhineura floridana is the source of this 5379-nucleotide messenger RNA. RefSeq names its product solute carrier family 25 member 51 (gene SLC25A51). The transcript has 3 exons. Bases 396 to 1277 code for a protein of 293 amino acids. The record is from RefSeq and is a predicted model, not a curated record. NCBI's taxonomy places the organism in Eukaryota, Metazoa, Chordata, Lepidosauria, Squamata, Rhineuridae.
ACGUCAUGCGUCUUUGCGGCGCGGUGCGGGGAGGCGUGGCGAAGGGUUGUUUCCCGGCCGGUUCUGGGGGCUCCUGUCAGACCAGACCACUUCACUCCGCGCGUCUGCACGCGGGCGGGCAUGACGGCUGGACGCGCGCGAGCAAUAGGUAUUCCGCCGCCAUGAAGCCCUGGCGGGAACUCUGGAUUGUUCAAUGAAGCUGAAUGGUGGAAGAGUCAGGAUAGGAAAAAGAGAGGCUGUACUUCAUACAGUCAUGCAGUUUAAUUAUGUAAUUCACUACCACAAGAUGUAGUGAUGGCCAUAAACUUAGAGUGCUUUGAAAGGAGAUUAGACAAAUUCAUGAAAGCUAAGAAUAUCGGUGAAAAGAGCUCUCCUGUGAAGACAGAACAAGCAGCAUGAUGGAUUCAGAAGACCUUGUCCUUAACAAGUCAAAGACAGACCAAAUUGGUCACCGCAUUGUAAAUGUUAGCUCAGGCAAACAUUACGUCUGUGGUUAUUGCGCAGCUGUCACAAAUGUUGCAGUCACCUUCCCUGUCCAGAAAGUCCUCUUUCGGCAGCAACUCUAUGGCGUACGAACCAGAGAUGCGGUACGUCAGCUGCAGAAAGAUGGGCUCAGGAAUUUGUACCGUGGUGUCCUUCCUCCACUAAUGCAGAAGAGCACAACCCUGGCAAUAAUGUUUGGUCUGUAUGAGGACUUGUCUUCCGUACUCCUAAGGCACAUGAGUGCCCCUGAAAUCUUGACCCGGAGCUUGGCUGCUGUGCUUGCUGGGACCACGGAAGCUGUUCUGACCCCUUUUGAGCGUGUUCAGACACUGCUGCAGGACUACAAACAUCACGACAAAUUUACAAACACUUUCCAAGCAUUCAGAGUUCUGAGAGAGCAUGGGGCCAGGGAAUAUUAUCGGGGAUUGGUGCCAAUCCUGCUUCGGAAUGGCCCUAGCAAUGCUCUCUUCUUUGGUCUGAGAGGACCUAUCAAGCAGUGUUUGCCCGAAGCAACAACGUACAGUACUCAUUUGAUAAAUGACUUUAUCUGUGGAGGGCUGUUAGGUGCUAUGCUGGGAUUCCUCUUUUUCCCAAUGAAUGUUGUAAAAGCCCGCAUGCAGUCACAAAUUGGUGGGGAGUUCCAGUCUUUUCCCAAGGUUUUCAUGAAGAUUUGGCUGGAGCGUGACAGAAAACUGACCCACCUCUUCCGAGGUGCCCAUCUGAAUUAUCAUAGAUCCCUGAUUUCUUGGGGCAUAAUCAAUGCAACAUAUGAAUUCUUGCUCAAAUUACUGUGAAAAGGGUAACUGCUUGUGAAGUUCCUUUUCUCAUUUGGGCACCAGACAACACAGAGCUGUCAGUUUCCAGGGAAAAAGCAAGCUUGCACUAGUAAGACAGCUUUGUAACAUUUGGAAAAUUUAAUUGAAAAAUAAUAGUUCUUUCAGUAGGUAAGGAUGUCAGUUGUAUUAAGCAGUGCCUACUUAGCUCAAAAUAUUCGGUCUUAUUAAUGGCCUUAUUAAUGGCCUUUCAGUCUCUGGGUGCAUCAGCUGUAUGGCUAGAACAAUCAGUUGAAAAGUUUCCUGGAAUAUGCCAGAAGGUGGAUUCACCCAGAACAUUUGCUCCAGAUCACCUUCAACUUUCUCAACACUCCUGGUGAUCCAAAGAAUGCACUUUGAGGAAAUGUAUAAUAGGGCAGAAGACAUAUUUAAUUUGUUGCUUGGCCCAUUUGGAACAAUUGUGGCAUGUUGUAAUAAGCUCCCCUGAUGUGUCAAGUUCUUCCCCCAUACACACGCCUUUUUUAUUCCUUGUAAAGAGACUGCCAAUUUUUGAAGGGAAAAUAGUUACCCCCCCCCCAAACCUUAAGGUUCUCCCAAACUUGUCAAAUAGCUUUUGCUAAACUGUUGAUACAAAUGGCAUCUUGCAAGAUUUAAUAUUAAAUGUCAGAAACUGAAUUCACUGUAAGUUCAGUGUUAGGAGUAUCUGUUUAAAAAUAAAUAGGUGGGUGUGGCUGGGGAGGAAAAGGUGACAAAAGCUUUAUUGUCUGAAUAGCUUUCAAGUGUCCUUCAUGUUACACUGCCACCUAAUUUGUCACUGUAGACUUUUGCUUGGCUGUUUAUACUACUAAGUUUUGUUGCCAGUGGAUAUACUACUCAGAGGGUUGCUUCCUGUUAGCCACUUUGCAGCUUUGGAAAGUUGAAAUCCAACCAAAAUAUAAGCAUUUUUAAGUCCCAUUGAUUUUUUUUAGUGGCAUUUCAAACUGCUUUAAUUUCUUCUGGUAGGUUGUGUUCUAUGUCUGUAAAUGUUUUCUGCAAUUAUGACAUGGCUAAUUGGUAUCCAGAUCUGAAAUGUGAGCUGCUGUCAGGUAAACUUUAUAUGCUGUGCUUAAGCAGGAGUUGUGUGUGCCUGAAUGGAAAUGACUGAACUAGGUGUUUUAACUGUUACCAUUUCAGACUAUUCCAUUGUGGUAGAAAAAGGAAUUUAUAUAGCUGCUUCACACACUGCUUAGGCAUGUUGUUUAUAUCAGGCAUAAAUUCUUCUGUGUAAACGAGUCUGUACAAGUAGGCCCAAUAGGGAGAUAUGUCCACCCACUUCACAGCAGACAGACUGUUCGAGUGGGACCUCACUUGGUUGUAUAAACUACACCCAGUGUGUGAACUGGCUCGUAGUGUGGUAUGAAGGACCAUGCAUGUAUGUGAAAAGGACAUAAGCCUCUGCAAGCAUUACAUGGGGCUGAUUUUCUGUGUUUUUUCAAUCAUGCUGACAUUUUACCUGAAUUCCAAUAUACAGAGAAAAGCAAAAUUUGAACACAAGCAACACAAGAGGUCUCAAGUCAGUUAAUGAGAGGAAAGCAAGUCUACCAAAAUAAUGCUCAUCAUGGGGCAGGGGAUUCUUUUAUAUAGUUUUUUAAAAAUGUAAAUAGGAGUUAAUGUUUUCCUAUUUGUGGCACACAGAAAAGCUUUCCGAAAAUGAAUUGAUUAUCCUCCAAGUGUUGUUUCUCCUAGUGGACUUUUUUAAAGUGUAGCUAAUAUGUCAAUAUCGAGAUGGUAUGAUUUUUAAUUUAUGUUGCCUGUUUUCCACCUGAUAAUUGCCCUAAAGCAGCAAUUAAUCCUGAUCAACUUACCCCUUUUCCUUGGUUCUUAUACUGUACCAGUGAAUGCUAUUUAGCCUCACAGUCAGAUUGCCAAGCACAAAAUGAAAGAAUGUUUGAUGUUGUGAUUAUAUGCAUUUAAACAAAAUGUCUGUUGAAUGUUUCACUUUUAAAAUCUGAUUUUACCACUGGUUUUUUUUGUAUCUUUCCCUUGAUGGAAUAAACAACGUAAAUUUCAUUUCCUUCAGUGAAGUAGACUAGUAUUUUUCAAACACAGAUCUUACUGUUUAGUCCACAUGAGUCUAGAAGCAAUCCUGAAUGCUUGACAAAGUGGGGAAAUGAAGAAUGCUACACUUCAGAUUUUCCUGUUGUUUCUUCAUUCUUAUUUCAUUGCAGGAAAAUAACUUACAAUUUUGCAUGUAGAUGGCUUUCUGUGUAUAAUUUAAAACAUGUUUUAAAAAGCUAUAUCAUAAAUAACUUUAGGUUAUCCCUGUUUGCCCAGACAUGGACUUCAGAAUGCCUUCUUGCCAGAGGUAGGAAGCAGCCUUGCCUCUUGUUAUGCUUUUUGUUAGAUCAUAUUGCUAUUAAAGAUAAAUGGGGGAGGUAGAAUCAGGGUUGACAAUUUGACUAAUAUAAUGUCUAUUCAUGAUGGGAGGAAGAGAAUAAUAAUAUCUACAGCUAUCAGCUAGGCAGUAACACAGUGUUACCACCAAGGUAAUUGUUUUUGUGUGCUUAGGGGUGCGUGUAAUUCCCAAAUAUAUAGCAGGUUACUAUUUUUGCCCUUCUUCUUUUACUUGAAAUCUCCCUGUAUAAGGUGGGCAGGAAAGUGCUUUGUGACAUGCAUAUUCCAAAUCGAACACAUAGAACUGCGCCCAGCAGAACGCUAUAAGUGGCUAAAGCAGACUAAUCCCCGCCCAAACUGACACCCUCCAUAUAUUGUAAAUUCUGGAAUUUGCUGAAUAUAGAUUCUAGUUGGGCUAUCUUGUAUUUUAAAAGUGUUUCAAUUUAAACACUAAUAUAAUUCUGCAUACCCAAGGCACCUCCUGAGUACACAGAAACUACCACUUUAUUUUGGGAGAGAUUCAUCUCACUUCCAAAUUUGGGAGCAACCCAAGUUCAAUACUGGGGGGAAACAAGUGAGACAUGCAACAAAAUGUUGUGUUCUUAGUGUUCCUGCCAGGCAGGACUCAUUGUAGGUUACUCCAUUCCCCCACCCUACCCUGAUUUUUUUGUCCAUGCCUCCUUCCAGACUCAGCAAUCUGUGGUCAUGGGUUGUUCAGCAUGCUCAGUCCUAAUCUGCAAAAGAGUACAAGUAUCAGCCUGCUUUACUAAGCUAUGGCUUUAAGCCACUAGCCUACAACUAUGCCAUACUAAUUCUGUUAAUGUCUAUGUCUUCCUCAUAAUAAAAAUAAACCCAUUAUAGCUGUUUCUACCUAUAAAAUAUGGGGUGUUUUCCCCAUUAAUUAUCUAGGAGAUCCUCAUUUUUCCUUCCCCAUUCUAUUUUCCUAUACUAGUUUUUCCCCCUUGAGGAAUAAGAAAGUACUUGAUAGGUUCUUGGAAACAUACCUUUUCUUAAUGAUGAUAAAAGUGAAGUCAUUGUGCAGCUGAGUCACUUCUCUGUGAACAUGAGAGCUGACAGGUCACGUAAUCAUUGCAACCAAUUUGAAAUUAUGAAUAAUUACUUUUUGCAAGGUGUAUAAAUGAAUUCCCCUUGUAAUGUUUAAGUUAUCCUACUUUAACUUCAUUUGUACCAUUUACAUUAUGCUAUUUUAAAUCAGCAUUCAAGUAUACAGUACAUUGUUUUCAUGUAUUCAUUCUCAUGGAUUUGUUUUAUUUGUGUGGCACAUCAUAUAUUAUAAAAUGAUCAUAAUUAAUGUAAACUUUUAACUGUAUAUGAUUUUCUAUCUCUUUUUACCAUCUAGAAAAGGGAGGGGGUUAUUUUUUAUAUUCCCUUUUUCUGUACUCAGUUGGAGCCAAAUUCAGCGUUGGGACAGUCCUGACACAGCUAUCUGUAUGAGGGCAGACCCAUACCUUUAACAGGUACAUACUGUCAAACAUUGCACAAAUGAAAAUCAAAACACCCUUGUGUACUUGUAGAACCAUACUGCCACAGACCAGCAGUCACCAUCUGAGAACUCCACCAUCCAUGAAUAUGUACUGCUAAAGGCUGUUCAGUUUUGUACACUGCAUUAAUUUAUUCCGUCAUAGCCUGUCCUGUGCUGGCUUCUGAAUCAGGAUGUUAUUAAACUAAUGGAUUUCUUAAAUAAAAUGACCCACUUCUCAAGUAUUUGAGGUGGCGAGUAAAAACAUGA